GAAUAUCUGAAAUCAGAGACACGAUAUCAUGAAGCAUACGGUAAUGAUGCCGUUGAUGAGGAAGUUCGUAGAUUUCGAGGCUUGGAGGGGUUUCUUUCUCCUUCUCUUCAUCCUCCACUUCGUCCUCGCCUGCCAACUUCUUCUUCUCCCACCGUUGGUUUCUGCUCAAGAUGGAACACCUGGUAAUGCUGCUGACCUGUUCAAUAGAGUUUCAGAAAAUGUAAAGGUGAAACGCUAUAGUGAGGCUCUCAAUGAUCUUAAUGCUGCUAUAGAGGCUGACCCAACACUUUCAGAAGCGUAUUGGCGUCGUGCAUCUGUAUUUCGUCAAUUAUGCAGAUAUGAGGAAUCUGAGAAGAACUACAGAAAGUUUUUGGAGCUAAAAUCUGGAACUUCUGCCGCGGAAAAGGAACUUUCUCAACUGUGGCAGGCUCGGAGUGCUCUCGAAACAGCUAUUGAUCUUUUUGAGGCAGGUGAUUUUGGAAAAUCUUUGGAUUAUAUUGAUAAAGUUGUCCUUGUUUUCUCACCUGCAUGCUCAAAGGCAAAACUCCUCAAAGUGAAGUUAUUGUUAGCAGUGAAAGAUGACUAUGGUGCAAUAGCAGAGACUGGAUAUAUGCUCAAAGAAGAUGAGAAUAAUCUGGAGGCACUACUGUUGCGUGGGCGUGCUUAUUAUUAUCUGGCUGAUCAUGAUGUUGCUUUAAGACAUUUCCAGAAAGGUCUCCGCCUAGAUCCAGAACACAGUGAACUGAAAAAAGCAUACUUUGGUUUGAAGAAUCUACUGAAGAAGACUAAAAGCGCAGAAGAUAAUGUGGAUAAGGGUAAGCUGCGGUUGGCAGUGGAGGAGUUCAAAGCAGCCCUUGCGGUGGAUCCUAACCAUGCUGCGCAUAACGUCCAUCUUCAUCUUGGUUUGUGUAAGGUCUUGGUCAAGCUUGGCAAGGGAAAGGAUGCACUCAGUAGUUGCACAGAAGCACUAAAUAUUGAUGAAGAGCUUAAGCUUAUUGAAGCUCUAGUUCAGAGGGGUGAAGCCAAAUUUUUGGCAGAAGAUUGGGAGGGUGCUGUGGAAGAUUUGAAAACAGCAGCUCAAAAAUCACCUCAGGAUAUGAAUAUCCGAGAAGCAUUAAUGAGGGCUGAGAGAUCUUUGAAAUUGAGCAAACGCAAGGACUGGUACAAGAUUCUUGGAAUAUCGAGAAGUGCAUCUAUAUCAGAAAUUAAACGUGCAUACAAGAAGCUUGCUUUACAAUGGCACCCAGAUAAGAAUGUUGAUAAUAGAGAGGAGGCCGAAGCUAAGUUCCGAGAAAUAGCUGCUGCAUAUGAGGUACUUGGAGAUGAAGAGAAACGUGUAAGAUAUGACAGAGGUGAAGAUUUAGAGGACAUGGGUGUGGGAACGGGUGGCGGUGGUUUCAACCCUUUUGGUGGUGGGGGACAGCAAUUCAGUUUCCACUUUGAUGGCGGUUUCCCUGGCGAUUUUGGUGAAUUUCAUUUUUGAUUGUGAUGAGAGAAUCAAUUGCCUUCAUUAACAGAGAAUUAAAUCAAGGAAAAGGAGCACUUGUCCUCAAGAGGGACAAAAAGCAACUGACUGAUGCUAACAAAUAGUUGUUAGAUUGUGAGUCUAUGCAAGCCAUUUAGAAGAAGCUUGUUCUUAUUCAAAAGUUGCUUCUAAGAGAAUUUUCCACAGCGGCGUAUCAUUUAUCCCAAAUUUGUUUGGGUUUGUUACUCAUCUUCUGUGGCUAAUGGCAGUGGCGCCCCAGUUUUGAUGUUACUUCCGCUUUUAAUUAUACAGAGAUGUAACAUAGAAAAAUUCUCCUUC
Messenger RNA from Telopea speciosissima, 1804 nucleotides. Its product is annotated as dnaJ protein P58IPK homolog. The transcript is spliced from 9 exons. The record is from RefSeq and is a predicted model, not a curated record. The coding region runs from base 29 to 1483 and encodes 484 amino acids. Gene Ontology annotation, molecular function: protein binding. NCBI's taxonomy places the organism in Eukaryota, Viridiplantae, Streptophyta, Magnoliopsida, Proteales, Proteaceae. Gene Ontology annotation, cellular component: endoplasmic reticulum lumen.